This is a messenger RNA of Sander lucioperca (pikeperch), 825 nucleotides long. Its product is annotated as T-lymphocyte activation antigen CD80-like. Gene Ontology annotation, cellular component: external side of plasma membrane. Gene Ontology annotation, biological process: T cell costimulation; positive regulation of T cell proliferation; cell surface receptor signaling pathway. Lineage: Eukaryota; Metazoa; Chordata; Actinopteri; Perciformes; Percidae. The coding region runs from base 1 to 810 and encodes 269 amino acids. The transcript is spliced from 4 exons. The record is from RefSeq and is a predicted model, not a curated record.
AUGACCGAGAAAGAGUGCGUGCUUGGCAUAGUGGGGCGGUCAGUCUCACUGCCCUGCGUUUACCCCCAGUUAUUAACCUUUGUGAAUGUUUCCAUUGAGUGGAGGAGAGGUGAAGAAGUAGUGCUCAAAUCAGUGUGGAAAAAGGAUGGCGAUGUGGAGGAAUGGAGCAUUAACAGGGCCACAACCCCAGCGGACGCAGCACUGACUGGGAACGUGUCUCUGCAGCUGCCCACAGUUGAUCCUACAGAGCACAACACAUAUUAUUACAGUCUCCUCGUCAUUUCAGGGGAGAAUCAAAGCACUGAGCUGUGCACCGUGUGCCUCAGGACAGCAGCCGGUUUCAGCUCCCCGCUGCUGCAGAGGGAAGAGGCCCAGCAGGGAGAGGAGGCGGCCUUCGUGUGUCACUCCACUGGUGGUUUUCCUGAACCUGCAGUUUACUGGCUCAUCAACACAGAGGAGCCCCCUGAAGGCUCAGUGAGGACCCUGGUGGCAUUACUCCCAGACUCCCAUCUGUACAACAUCUCAAGCUACCUGACGGCCAACAUUUCCAAAGACGCCAGUGUGUCGUGCAUCAUAGAGAACCUGACCAUGAACGAAACCUUGACAUCUACAAAGUGUGGAGUAAAGGGCAGCCCUGUGGUGGGUCGAGCAUCCGAAGCCUUGUGGAUCUUCAGCACGGCUCUGUGUGUGGUGGUCCCCAGGGCCAUGGUGCUGGCAGGAGUCAUCUAUCAGAUUCACCUGGACAGGAUGAGUAAUAGGAAGAAGAAGGAGUCCCUAGAGCAGCACCCUAAAAGAGGUAGGCAUGUCUGAAGGUUUCUCCCAUGU